AUGAAAUCUUAAUUUGGAUCUGGAAUCGAGUCUAAACCAGAGGCAGAGUAUUACCCAGAAGUCAAGUUUGGAACCAAGGGAAAUAGAUAUUCUAUCACGUUCGUAGCUGACCAGAGAAUGUGUGAUAUAUUUGCACUAUUAGUCAAUAUGUUGAGUUAACUUUAAAAGUUAGAAGGGAGCUUCAAAAUAAAGGAUGUUCAUUCCACAUUCGAAAAUUAAAUAUAUAGUUUACAAAUAGACUUUGAGGAGAGUGUAGGGAAUCCGAAGAGUAAAAUAGUGACUCAAGGAACAAUCUAUAUUUAUGGGGAAAUGACAAAUGAAAAACCAUCAAUGUAAAUAAUAUUAGAAAAGACAGACUAAUUUUCAAAUGCAGAUUUAGAAGCAUUUAUGGCUUGUUAUGUCGAAGCAAAUCGACCAAGGACUUUGCAACACAUUAAGAAUUUUUCAUCUAGUUAACAAGUGCAGGCAGAAAUUAAACAACAACAAGAAAUCAAGACUGGGAAAACACUGCAAGAGUUGGAGAAGGCAGGUGUAACCAUAUUUAUGCCUGAUAACAAGGAGAGAAACUUAGAUUGGAAUUAUUUGGCAGGUUACGAAAAAUAAAAGAGAGACAUAGAAGACACAGUGUUAUUGGCCUUAUAAUAUCCAGAAGUUUAUGAUUCUCUUACAGCCUUGACUAGGGUUAAGAAUGAGCCAAAUAGACCAAAGGCUAUAUUGUUUGAAGGGCCUCCAGGGACAGGCAAGACAACAACUGCAAGGAUCAUAGCUUAGUAAGUUUAAAUUCCAUUGGUUUAUUUGCCUAUUGAGAGUUUUAUGUCGAAAUGGUAUGGAGAGAGUGAGAGACAAUUCGCAGAUAUUUGGAAGGGUUGUUAACAGUUGGGAAGAGCUAUAAUUUUUAUUGAUGAAAUAGAUGCGAUUGCAUAAUAAAGAGGAGGAGAAAUGCAUGAGGUAUCAAGGAGAAUCUUGUCUACUCUUUUGAGGAAGAUCGAUUCUUUUGAAAGCAAUACAAAUGUACUAUUGAUAUGUGCAACCAAUAGAAAAUAAGAUCUUGAUGCUGCCAUGUUGAGUAGGAUUGAUUUGUCUGUUAAAUUUGAUUUGCCAGAUAAUUAGGCUAGAUAAGAGAUCUUUUAAAGGUAUGCCAAACAUCUGACUGAUAAAGAGAGAGACAUACUCAGUCAAUUGAGUAAUGGGAUGAGUGGGAGAAACAUAUCGGAUAUUUGCAAAGAUGCUGAAAGAAGAUGGGCAGCAAAGUUAAUUAGAAAAGAAGUUACUGAACAAUUGCCUUCUUUGGCCUAAUACAAGGAGACUCUAACCUAAAGAUUAAAUAACUUUGCUUGA
Paramecium tetraurelia is the source of this 1338-nucleotide messenger RNA. RefSeq lists its product as uncharacterized. Gene Ontology annotation, molecular function: ATP binding; ATP hydrolysis activity; proteasome-activating activity. Gene Ontology annotation, cellular component: proteasome regulatory particle, base subcomplex. The record is from RefSeq and is a predicted model, not a curated record. Lineage: Eukaryota; Ciliophora; Oligohymenophorea; Peniculida; Parameciidae. Gene Ontology annotation, biological process: proteasome-mediated ubiquitin-dependent protein catabolic process. The transcript is spliced from 2 exons.